Plasmopara halstedii is the source of this 1866-nucleotide messenger RNA. RefSeq names its product DNA polymerase iota/DNA damage inducible protein. Gene Ontology annotation, biological process: response to radiation; error-prone translesion synthesis. Lineage: Eukaryota; Oomycota; Peronosporomycetes; Peronosporales; Peronosporaceae. Bases 1 to 1866 code for a protein of 621 amino acids. The transcript is spliced from 4 exons. The record is from RefSeq and is a predicted model, not a curated record. Gene Ontology annotation, cellular component: replication fork; site of double-strand break; nucleus. Gene Ontology annotation, molecular function: damaged DNA binding; DNA-directed DNA polymerase activity.
AUGAGCGACGACGGCUCAACGACGCGGGUGAUAAUUCAUCUUGACCUUGACUGUUUCUAUGCGCAGGUAGAACAGCGUCGUCUUCAUAUUCCGGAAGGUAAGCCUGUCGCGGUGCAGCAGUGGGGUAGUCUGCUAGCUAUCAACUAUGACGCACGCAAGUAUGGCGUGAAGAAAGGGGAUUUUGUGGACGACGCUAAGAAGAAAUGUCCGCAAAUUCACGUGCCACAUGUAGAUACAUUGGGCGAGAACCGCAAGCCGGGACAUCUCUUUGACCGGACGUACCAGAAAGCCAUCUUACGGAGGUACCGUGUUGCAAGUCGCGAGAUCUUCGCGAUUCUUAGCUCCAUGGUUUCAGUGAUUGAGAAGGCGAGCAUCGACGAGGCAUUCAUGGACGUCACAGAUAUGGCUAAAGAGAGACUUGCGCGUAUUAGUGUCUUUUCGUCAGAUUUUUGCCAGGAUCCUGCCAAUCGCGAUACGAUGGUGUUUGGAGUAGCUGGAAUGGAUAAAAGUAAAACUUCUGACAAGGAUUCCCUCAAUUUGUGCGCGUUUCCCCUCACAAAUAUUGAGCAGCUUCUUUGCAUUGGUGCAAUUAUCUCACGAGAGAUUCGGCACGCAAUCUACAACAAACUUGGCUAUACUUGCUCAACGGGUAUUGCCUGCAACAAGCUUCUUGCUAAGUUAGCGUCACCACUCAACAAACCGAACGGUCAAGUCGUGGUUGCUCCUCGCUUUGUCACCACUCUUUUGAAAAGUUUGCCAAUGCGGAAGAUACGAGGGCUUGGUGGUAAGCUUGGCACGCUACUCGAGGACAUCUAUACACGCUCAAAACCGAAGAAUGUUGUAGCCGCUGGGCACGGAAAAGUGACAGCUGAAGAAAAUUCUCAGAUACUAACUGCGCAUGCUUUCCUCCAGCGCUGCGGGCUGGCAGAACUGACCAAGCACGUUGGCCAAGAAACAGCGGCUUAUGUUCAUCGGAUAUGUCAGGGUAACGACAAUGGUGAACCGGUGGAAGAGAAGAAGGUUCAAGUGAAGAUAGUAAGCUGUGUAAAGCAAUUUGACCAGCGCUCUGGGUCCGCAUUGAGGCGUCUCGAGGAGCUCGAGUAUUGGGUGCGCUUGCUGUGCGAGGAGAUGGUCAUACGCUGCGAGGACGAGCGCGUUGAGAACAAGCGCUUUCCCUCGCAACUGACUAUUCAGUUCAUGCGCGCCAAGCCUGGCGACAAGCCGCGUACGUUUAAGCUGGGCAUUGCUCAGGAUACGAUCGUGGACAAGCUAUACACAGCAGCUAUGAAUGUUAUGAGGCUCCACUUAGAUAGCGUGUUUCCAAUGGCUGCCCUCAGCAUGCACGCCAAGAACUUUUAUGACCUCGACUCAGACUCUCCCACUAUUUCGAGAUUUUUCACUCGAAUACCAGAAAAAUCGGCUUAUGUUGAUCUGGCUGCAGAGCGCAUGGAAGGAAAUAGCAAAUUGCUUGAAGCUAAACGAAAUAGGAUCGAUUCACCAACGCGAAAUUGCAGAAGGCAAAAAAUAUCAGCAUUUUUCACUCCAUCAAGCUUCACAAAUGGUAGUGAUGUCGAAACAGAAAAGAAAAUCGCUACUGUUGCAAUAGCGCACGUGGACGAUGCUUGCAAGUCAGCCAGAGCAUGUGAAGAAAAAAUUACGUCAGGCAACGCGCAAGGAAGAGCUGCUAAAUCAUCUGAACAUUUUUGUGAGGAGUGCAGGCAUGUUGUGUCGGAGCCUCGUGCUGAGCACAUUGACUUUCACUAUGCAUUAAAACUUAGCCAGACGCAGCGCUCAGAUGCCAUGGCAAACGCAGUAGUCGCGGGAACAAGAAAAAAAGGUCCAAUUGAUGCUUUUCUGAGCCGAUAG